UUAAACUUCCGGUUUAAUUUGGAUGUUUAUGUCUUCGAAACGUUUACACAAGUUCUUCAUCUAACCAGUUAAAAAUGGAGACUACAAGCGAUGGAAAAAUCAAAAUGCCUAGAGUGGCUAAGGUCAAAAAUAAAAUGGCAGCCCCUGUUCAAAUAACAGCGGAGCAGCUAUUGAGAGAAGCCAAGGAGAGAGAACUUGAGCUGGUGCCCCCACCUCCCAAGCAGAAGAUUUCAGACCCUGAUGAGCUUGCUGACUAUCGCAUGAGGAAACGAAAGAUGUUUGAAGAUAACAUUAGAAAAAACAGAUCUGUCAUGACCAAUUGGAUCAAAUAUGCCCAGUGGGAAGAAAGUCAGAAAGAAAUUCAAAGGGCAAGAUCAAUAUGGGAGAGAACCCUGGAUGUGGAUCAUAGGAACAUCACUGUCUGGUUGAAAUAUGCUGAAAUGGAGAUGAGGUGUCGCCAAAUCAACCAUGCACGUAACAUCUGGAAUAGGGCUGUGAUGGUUCUGCCAAGGGCAAAUCAGUUUUGGUAUAAAUUUACUUAUAUGGAAGAAAUGCUUGGCAACACUGCAGGAGCUAGACAAGCUUUUGAGCGCUGGAUGGAAUGGGAACCAGAGGAACAAGCCUGGCACUCGUACAUCAAUUUUGAACUUCGCUACAAAGAACUUGACAGGGCCAGAGCUAUUUAUGAGAGAUUUGUCCUCGUUCACCCUGAGGUAAAAAACUGGAUUAAAUAUGCGAAGUUUGAAGAGAAAAAUGGCUACGUCAACAGUGCUAGGUCCAUCUACGAGAGAGCUGUGGAGUUUUUUGGGGAGGAUAACAUCAGUGAGCAACUUUUGGUUGCGUUUGCUAAGUUUGAGGAAAGUCAGAGGGAGCAUGAAAGAGCAAGGGUUGUGUAUAAGUAUGCUUUGGAUCACCUGCCUAAGGAGCGCUGUGAAGAGGUUUAUAAACACUACACUAUUCAUGAGAAGAAGUUUGGAAGUCGAGCAGCUAUUGAAGAUGUAAUUGUUAACAAAAGAAGGUUCAAAUAUGAGGAGGAAGUCAAGGCUAACCCUAUGAAUUAUGAUGCCUGGUUUGAUUAUUUACGUCUGCUGGAAUCUGAUGGCAACCUUGAGCAAGUCAGGGACACCUAUGAAAGGGCUAUAGCUAACAUUCCACCCUCGCAGGUGAAAAGACAUUGGCGCAGGUAUAUUUACCUGUGGAUCAACUAUGCUUUGUAUGAGGAACUGGAGGCUAAAGAUGCAGAUAGAACAAGAGAAGUGUACAAGGCCUGCUUAGACAUUAUACCUCAUAAGAAGUUCACAUUUGCUAAAAUUUGGUUGAUGUUUGCUCAGUUUGAAAUUAGGCAGAAAAACUUAAGUGGAGCUAGAAAAGUUCUUGGAACAGCAAUUGGCAAAUGCCCAAAGAGCAAACUCUUUAGGGGCUACAUCGACCUGGAGCUUCAGCUAAGAGAGUUUGAUAGAUGCCGGAUGCUGUACCAAAAGUUUUUAGAGUUUAGUCCUGAAAAUUGUACCACCUGGAUGAAGUAUGCUGAGCUGGAGACUAUACUUGGUGAUAUUGAGAGAGCGCGGGCUAUACUGGAGCUGGCCAUCAAUCAAUCACGUCUGGAUAUGCCUGAGGUUCUUUGGAAAGCUUACAUAGAUUUUGAGGUGGAUCAAGAAGAAUAUGACAAUGCUCGCAAGCUUUACAGGCGAUUGUUACAGAGGACACAGCAUGUGAAAGUCUGGAUCAGUUUUGCUAGGUUUGAGUUGUCAGUACCCGAAGAAACUGCCUUACAGAAGUCCAGGGAGGUUUAUAAAGAAGCCAACAAGGCUCUGAAGAAUGCGCAGGACAAAGAAGAGCGUUUGCUGUUGCUGGAGUCAUGGCAAGCUCUUGAGGAGGAGGCUGGGGAUGAUCAGUCCAAACAACAGGUUGAAAAACUUAUGCCACAGAAAGUCAAGAAAAGAAAGAAGAUUCAAACAGACGAUGGGUUGGAUGCAGGAUGGGAAGAGUACUUUGAUUACAUCUUCCCUGAUGAAGAAUCUGCUAAACCUAACCUUAAACUACUUGCCCUGGCCAAGAAAUGGAAGGAAAGCAAGGAGACAAAUAAUGAGGAAGACAUGAGUAGUUGACACGAUCGGUCCCGUUUUUUUUCUGUGGAAUGUAGACCAGCGCCAGUUUUGGCAGAUGCCAAAAUACUUCAAGGAAUUGCUAGAUGCGGCUACUGCCUGAGCUGCUAAUACUUAAUCCAGAUUAUGGAUGAGUAGAAUCUAUUAUUUUGUGCGAUUAUAACAGAAGUAAGUUACUAAACAAAUUUAAAACUCAUUUCCAAGGAUAUGGGUUCUAAUGCUCCCAAGUGAACAAGUAUAAAUUUGACAAUAUAUUUCUUGUUGUAAUGAGUUAGAAGCCAGUUUUUUUAGCCAUUUGAAACUCAGUACUUCAUAAUUAGAGCCAAACUGCUUCUGGUAUUUGAAUCUGAAAUUUUCAUUAGUCAAAUAAUGUGUAAAAUGUCCAUUCAUCGUUUUUAAAGCAGACCUGAAAGGGAAGCUUCAAAGUAAGGGAAAUAACUACUGCAACAUAAAACUCAUAUGUAAAUGUCAUAGGAUCAUGCACCUUCUGCGUGUUUUUAUUGUAUCUUUUCAUCUUGUUAUAAUGUAUGUAAAUAAAGUCAAAAUCAAGUU
Messenger RNA from Physella acuta, 2657 nucleotides. Its product is annotated as crooked neck-like protein 1. The record is from RefSeq and is a predicted model, not a curated record. Lineage: Eukaryota; Metazoa; Mollusca; Gastropoda; Physidae. Gene Ontology annotation, biological process: spliceosomal complex assembly; mRNA splicing, via spliceosome. Gene Ontology annotation, cellular component: precatalytic spliceosome; Prp19 complex; U2-type catalytic step 2 spliceosome. Gene Ontology annotation, molecular function: protein binding.